Messenger RNA from Pipistrellus nathusii (Nathusius's pipistrelle), 246 nucleotides. Lineage: Eukaryota; Metazoa; Chordata; Mammalia; Chiroptera; Vespertilionidae. The record is from the annotation of a GenBank genome assembly.
AUGAGUCAGAAAACGAGUAAGGAGGGUCCCAGGCUCUCCAAGAACCAGAAGUUUUCUGAGCAGUUCAGCAUACGGUGCUGCCCGCCGUUCACCUUCCUCAACUCCAAACGUGAGAUCGUGGACCGAAAGUACAGCAUCUGCAAAAGUGGCUGCUUCUACCAGAAGCAGGAAGAGGACUGGAUCUGCUGUGCCUGCCAGAGGACCAGAUUGAGAAGGAGGAGCAAGCCAGCCCCAAGGAAGAAGUAA